Messenger RNA from Neomonachus schauinslandi (Hawaiian monk seal), 890 nucleotides. It is a transcript of the gene CALML5, whose product is annotated as calmodulin like 5. Lineage: Eukaryota; Metazoa; Chordata; Mammalia; Carnivora; Phocidae. The transcript has a single exon. Gene Ontology annotation, molecular function: calcium ion binding; enzyme regulator activity. Bases 139 to 588 code for a protein of 149 amino acids. The record is from RefSeq and is a predicted model, not a curated record.
GGGGUUCCCAUCCCAGGGCAAGGCUGCCACGGGAGCUCUGCCCUCACACAGACUUGGCUGCCUGUCCCAGUCGCUGGUCCCCAGCUCUGACGUGAGCCCUUUGAGCUGGUCGGCAGCUCCGUGACGGGUGUGAGUGACAUGGCCAAGCAGCUGUCUGAAGAGCAGGUGGCCGAGUUCAAGGCGGCUUUCUCCAGAUUUGACAAGAACGGCGAUGGCACCGUCAACACCCAGGAGCUGGGUGCCGUGAUGCAGGCCCUGGGCAAGGAUCUGUCGGAGGCCGAGCUGAAGGAGCUCAUCGCCCAGGUGGACACGGAUGGUGACAGUGUCAUCAGCUUCCAGGAGUUCCUGGCAGAGGUGGUCAAGAGGAUGAAGUCCUGGGGCAGUGAGCAGGACAUGCAGGAGGUCUUCCGCACUUUCGACCUGGAUGGCAACGGUCGCAUCAGUGUGGACGAGCUCAAGCAGGCCAUGGCCAAGCUGGGCCAGACGCUGUCCCAGGAGGAACUAGAUGCCAUGAUCCAGGAGGCCGACACAGACAAGGAUGGGCAGGUGGACUACAAGGAGUUCCUGCGCAUCCUCUCCCAGAAGUGAGGCCUGGCCCUGGCCUGUCUCCUGCCUGACUCUGGUCCUCAUGCCUUCUCGGGGCCCCUGCUUUUGUGGCGGGGACGUCAAGGGGAAGUCUGGGUGGUGGAUGGGAGAUUACCUGUUGGUGGGAAAGCCUGGCCUCUCCUGGGCCUGGGUUCUGUGCUCUCUGUGCCCGGCGAGGCCUUGGAGCUGCUCCUGCAAAGAGAUGGGGAGCCCCCUGCCUCACUGGGCGGUCGUCUGGGGGCUGAACCAGAGAGACCUGGACCAAAGCAAUGCGGUGGUUGAAAUAAAAGGAAUGUGAACUCCAA